UUAUGCUUGUAAUCCAUCCAACUGCCAAAAAUUUGAAUUUUGAUGCGUGCUUUUCACGCUUACAGUGUAUUUACCCAUAGCUUUUCCAUUAAAUAUAGAAAGAUUUCAAUUUUCAAAUUUGUUCAGUUAAAUCCCAGAAAUAAUGUACAGUAAAUCCAAUUCAGCAGGUAAAUCUCAGGUUAAACAAUCGCAAUCGAUAAGGAGAACUGACUAUUAUACUUGUUCAAAAUUGACGGAAACUGACACGCACAAGAAUGAUUAUGAAAGGACUCAGCCAAUUAAGAUUGCACAACUGCUAAGAAAGGAAGAAAAUUUAAAAACAACUCAUAAAGAUAGUGUACGCAAAAGAGCACAGCCUGAAAGAUUAGGUCCACUUUCAAGUGUAAAGAACAAGAAAAUAAACAAAGAAAGUGAUGGAAUUAAUGCGAAUGGUCAGUCCACAUGUUUUGACAAACAUGUACGUAGAAAUCUCAAUUUUAAUGAAAAUACUGAAAAUAACAUUCAAGAAAAUAAUGAAAUUAAAAAUAAACCAAAAAAAUAUGCAAGGAAUAACUCAACUUGUAAAAAUGUUACCAGUAUGAGCAGAAAUAGUUUAUUAUUGCCACCAAAUACAAUAAAAUAUAAAUAUUUACACAGACGCACUACAGUAACAACUAAGUGUUCAAAGAUAGAUGAGGAAUCAAAAGAAGUUGUACCUUCUGUUAAACUAAGCGAUGCUCGCAUUUUUCCUAGCAUGCAAAAAGAAAAUCAAAGAAUGGAAGUGAACAGCAGUCUUUCGUUAAAUAAUAAAUCACCUGGCAAAGAUAAUAAUCCCACGCAAUUUGAAUGUAUAGAAAGUUUAAGUAAUGAUUUACAAGGUACAACAUUAGUGGAACCUAAAAAUGACAUUAAUAACAGGUGUACUUUAUCUGAGAUCAUCCAUGUAGACAGAAGUAUGCUUAUCCAUUUAGAGUGUGAGUUAAAUAAUUUACUACGUACAGAAGAAGAUAAAAUAUCUAAAAUAAAAUCGACAUUAACUUGUAUCCAGAAAUUAUUAUUUGUAAAUAAUGAAAAAGAUGUAAAAUGUAAUGUUUCCACAGAACAAAAUUGUUCUGAACCAGAAGAAGUACCUAUCAUAAUGUUAAAUAAAGAAGUUCAAGUAGGAAUAUGCUGCAAAUUAAUGCAAAAUUCAAAAGAAAAUUUAGAAGUACCUCCUUUACAUGUUCCAGAAGAUUACAUACACGAGGUGAAGCCGUUAAGUGCAAACGAAUUGAAUAAAAAUAAUGAAAACAAUAAGGAAAAUCACGAGAUAACAAAUGAAAUAAAUGGGACAAAUAAAGUAGAUGACAGUUUUCUUGAUUUAGAAAAUCAAUUUAAUACUAUUUAUGGAAAAUUGACUCAAGAUCAUAGUACUCAGCCUAAAACACCUACAAUUACGAACUGUAAGCAGCAACGUUCUCUCAGGGAGUACAUGACUUUAAAGUCAAGUAUGAAUUUUCUAGAAACUCCAGAUGGCAAAAGAUUCUGUUCUUUGUAUCAAAAAAAAAAUAUAGAUACAUCUAAUCUUAGUAAAUCAUAUAUUUCGAAUAAACUGUUGAACGAUAUUCAGAAUUUAUGCUCUGAUUCUCCAGAACUUGAAUAAAUUUGAUAAAAUUCAAAUCGAAAUAUCAAAGGGAUUUAUAAUUAUGUACAAAUAUUUAUGCAGAUAUUAAUUUAAUAUAUAGGAUGAAGAAUUUCUUGUGUCCAACAUUUGUAAAAUACUAUUUAAAAUCAACUAUGUACUACCAACUAAUACAAAAUGUAAAUGUGUUUGUGUAAAAUUAAUAUAUAUAAAAAUAUUUAUGUACUUUUACUGAAUAAAAAUGAUCUAAAUGUAAUAAGAUGUUAAU
This is a messenger RNA of Hylaeus anthracinus, 1868 nucleotides long. Its product is annotated as metacaspase-2-like. The coding region runs from base 143 to 1621 and encodes 492 amino acids. The record is from RefSeq and is a predicted model, not a curated record. Lineage: Eukaryota; Metazoa; Arthropoda; Insecta; Hymenoptera; Colletidae. The transcript is spliced from 5 exons.